AUGUUGGAUAUUAGGAAAAAUUUCUACACAGAAAGAGUCAUCAAGUGUUGGAACAGGGUGCGCAGGGAGGCCCUGUCCGUGGCAGCAUUCAAGGAAUGUGUGGAUGAGGCGCUCAGGGUGAGAUGCAGGCUGACGGGCCACGAGAUGCCGUGCAGGCUGGCGGAGCUGCAGGCAUACACCAACGGCAGGAGGUACCAGCGGCUCACAAAGGCAGCCAGGGAGUUUGACUACAGCAAGUUUGAGCCCCACGUAGUGCCGAGCACCAAGAACCCGCAUCAGCUGUUUUGCAAGCUCACUCUCAGGCACAUCAACAAGUUUCCGGAGCAUGUGCUGCGUCAUGUCCAAGGGAAACGCUAUCAGAAGGCCCUCAAAAGAUAUGAGGAGUGCCAGAAAGAGGGAGUCGAGUAUGUCCCUGCCUGCUUGAGACAGAAGCAGCAGCAGAGGCGACGUGCUGAUGACCAGGUGAACGGGAGCAGACGGCCUUACAGAAAGGAGGAAUUUUGGGAGCCUAAGUCCAGUGACGAGGAUGGAGAGGAGACGGAUGACAGCAUGAGUGACCUGUACCCACCUGAACUCUUCUCAGAAAAAAGCCCAGCAGCUCCCCAGGAUGCUGAGAGCACCGAUGGCUUCGCAUCAGACAGCGAGGAAGACGCGGCCGAGCUGACGGGGAAGAAUGGUGAUGUGAACAGGGAGGGCAGCAGGAGAAGGAACAUUAGCAGAGCAGCUGGCAACAAGAGGGGAAAGAAACAGUCAGGUGCUUUAAAGAAGAAAUUCAAGAGUCAUCAUGGAAAACCCCCAGAUUUCAAGAAAGCCACCACUGGCAAAUAA
Tinamus guttatus (white-throated tinamou) is the source of this 828-nucleotide messenger RNA. The record is from RefSeq and is a predicted model, not a curated record. NCBI's taxonomy places the organism in Eukaryota, Metazoa, Chordata, Aves, Tinamiformes, Tinamidae.